AUGGCAAGUGAUCAUAGAUCAAGAAACACCAUCUUGACUUGUGUCAUUUUAUUACUAUCAAUCAUCCUCAUGAUGAUCAAUCAUUGUGAAGGAUCUCUAUCCUCAUCAAAGAGGUAUGCAGAUAUGUGCAAUGGCACUAUGGCGCUGUGCCCAACGCUAGUGGAAGAAGCUGAAGAGUUUCUCAUGGACAACGAAGAACAUCGACGGAUUCUUGCCGACACAAACAAAAUAUCUUAUGAUGCUCUCAAGAAAAGUGAACCAGCUUGUGCGAAAAACUGUCAAGGCGAAAAGAAUUAUAACGCUGGUGAUAGGCAGUGCCUUAAGAUGUAUUACUGCCACUAG
This is a messenger RNA of Helianthus annuus (common sunflower), 342 nucleotides long. Its product is annotated as protein RALF-like 33. Bases 1 to 342 code for a protein of 113 amino acids. The transcript has a single exon. NCBI's taxonomy places the organism in Eukaryota, Viridiplantae, Streptophyta, Magnoliopsida, Asterales, Asteraceae. The record is from RefSeq and is a predicted model, not a curated record.